Molecule: messenger RNA, 585 nt
Organism: Emericellopsis cladophorae
Lineage: Eukaryota; Fungi; Ascomycota; Sordariomycetes; Hypocreales; Bionectriaceae
Product: FAS1 domain-containing protein -like protein
Exons: 2
Coding region: 1-585 (194 amino acids)
Source: RefSeq, a predicted model, not a curated record
AUGAAGGCUGUGUUUCCAUUAUUGCUGACGCUCACCUCUGCCCUUUCACUGCCUCAACUCCGUCUCCAAGGCAUCCUCCCGUCCAUCAUGUCCCCUGCUGACGACGCCCCCACUCCUCAAACGCAGCCUGCAGUGCCCCUAGGAGACAUUCUAGGUACCCAGCGAUCCCUCACCACGUUCUCCUCGUUCUCGAGACUCUACGAGUCGACGUCCUCGCUUCUCCUCGACCUCAAUACAAACACGACCAUUCUCGCGCCGUCUAAUGCGGCCAUUGAGGCGCUGCCGCGCAAACCGUGGGAGGAGCCAGAGGCGGACGUCAAGUCGUAUGAGGGCGAGGGGGGACGGAAGAGGGCGCAGAACAAUCUGAGGAGGCUCGUCGAGGCACAUCUUGUGCAGAUGAGUCCGUGGGAGGGCAAGGCGACGACAGUUAGCGGCGGCCACAACGGAAAGGGUAGAGAGGUGUGGUGGGAGGAGAAGGACGGCAAGCGUGUGGUGAUGCCGGAUGGCGUUGAGGUGGAGAAAGUUGCCAGUCGCGUUGCCAACGGCGAGCUUUGGAUAUUGAAGGGCGUCUUGAACUACGUCUGA